AUGGCCGCUGUUGUAUCGCCGGCUCCUGCACACACGUUCGAGAGAUCAAACCUCACUCGUUCGCAUACUUUGCCAUACAAAGAUACCAAGCGACCACAAGAUGGCAAAGACAAAGUGCGGUUCCGCCAGGAUCAACUGGAUACCGGAGCUCGUGUCUUAAGUGACGGCCGGUUAGACAUCCAUAUCGACCAACAUAAACCGAGCAUUGCAGGGCUAUUGAAUCACAUUCAACACCCGGAUAUACGUUCUGACCAAGUUGCCGAACAAACCGCCGGUGCAGAGAAACCCUUGGCAAAUGAUGAGAAUUUCCCACUGCACUUGAACCUCGUUAUCCAAGUAAUUGGUUCUCGAGGCGACAUACAACCGUUUGUUGCGCUAGGGAGAGAGCUGAAAUCCCACGGCCACCGAGUCCGAUUGGCCACACAUCUAACGUUUCGGCAAUUCGUUCUUGAGAGUGAGCUGGAGUUCUUCAAUAUCGGGGGAGAUCCAACAGAGUUGAUGGCUUUCAUGGUCAAAAAUCCGGGCCUUUUACCGGGCUUUAAGGCCAUACGCAGCGGAGAGAUCCAAAAGCGUCGACGUGAGAUGAGGGAGAUUUUCAAUGGAUGUUGGAGAUCCUGCUUUGAAAAGGGAGAUGGGACUCAUCUUCACCAAAUCAAGGAAGAUCCCUGGAGCAAAGCUUUGGAUUUUCGAGAACGGCCUUUUGUGGCGGAUGCUAUAAUAGCCAAUCCUCCGAGCCUGGCCCAUAUUCAUUGCGCGCAACGACUAGGCAUCCCUCUGCAUAUCAUAUUUACUAUGCCCUGGUCGCCAACCCAGUCAUUUCCCCACCCAUUAGCGAAUGUUCUUUCCCGGAACUGCAAACCGAACGUCGCAAACUUCAUGUCGUAUAAUAUUGUAGAUGUAAUGGUAUGGGAAGGGCUGGGAGAUAUUCUAAACACGCUUCGCAAAAACAUAUCACUCCAGCCUCUGGACGCAGUGACCGCCUCGAAUAUACUCCACCGGCUGCGUGUCCCGCAUACUUAUCUCUGGUCUCCCUCAUUACUACCCAAGCCUCCUGAUUGGGCUGACAACAUCGAUGUCUGCGGCUUUGGCUUCCUCAUGUCAGAAAGCAACUACACGCCACCCCCGGAAAUCGCCGCAUUUCUUGCCUCGGGGUCAAAGCCAAUAUACAUCGGAUUCGGCUCGAUCGUGGUUGAUAACCCCGCCAAAUUGACGAAGAUUAUUUUUGAAGCAGUCCAAAAAACCGGACAGCGGGCCCUUGUCUCGAAAGGCUGGGGAAACUUGGGUGCAGACGUAGUGCCGGAAAACAUUCUUAUGAUUGGAAACUGCCCUCACGAUUGGCUCUUUCGGCAAGUUUCAUGUGUGAUUCAUCAUGGUGGCGCGGGCACUACUGCGGCAGGCCUCGCCCUAGGUCGACCGACGAUAAUUGUCCCAUUUUUCGGAGACCAGCAAUUUUGGGGGAAUAUCGUUGCGCGGGCUGGAGCAGGACCUGUCCCGAUAACGUAUAAACGUUUAAAUACUCAAAACCUCUCAGACGCAAUCGAGAAGGCGCUGGAGACGAGCACAUUGGACAGAGCACAGGCGAUUGCGAUGAAAAUGCAAGAAGAGUCUGGCGUCCGCCAUGGGGUAAAAAGCUUUUAUCGAAAUUUUGAUCCCCAGCUAUCCAGAUGCUCUGUCAUCCCGAAUCAGCCAGCUGCUUGGCAUCUCAAACAUACGGACAUUAAAUUGAGUGCUUUUGCUGCAACGGUUCUGGUAAAAUCUGGGAAGAUCAGUCCAGACAUGCUGGUGCUUCACCGUCCUAUGGAAUAUGACACAUUCAUGGACCCCACAAACCCGCUUGCUGCGGGUGCCCAAGUGCUAUUCGGAGCGCUGACAAGCUUCAUCACUGGUUUCGUAGAUGUCCCAAGAGAGAUAACGAGCGAUAUUGUUUCUGCGGCUCGCGCACUAAGUCACCCCCGCAAAGAUUAUGAUCGCCAAACAGCAUGUCGAGCAGCAGCAACAUCUUCACUGGAUCCAAUGUCCCCAGUAGACAGCAUUGAGAGCGAAGAAACAAGUAUUGACAAUGAAAUCCAGCAAUCACAGAUUGAGAAUGAAGAGCAAAGAUCUGGAGACAAUCCAGAAGAUGAAAGUACACAGGAAGACACUGGUGAUGAGGACUUUAGUGGAGAGCAUAUCAACGAAAUCGCUCGCGUUCAGAGCAUAGAGCGCAAAAGAGAUCUUCAGCUGAAAACGGCAAAGCCAAUGAGCAGCUCGAUGACUCCCUCGAAACCCCCCCGAUUCAUCAUUUUGCACGAAGCCAUGAUACAAGGAAGCAAGAUGUCCAAAAAGGUUGCCAAGGUAGUCAUACGGCUACCGGCUGACUUCUCGUUGGGUAUGACCAGAGGUUUCCACAACGCACCCAAAUUAUAUCACGAUUCAACAGUCACCGACAACCCCCAAGUAGUCAGUCUUCGAAGUGGCUUCUCAGCGGCAGGAAAGGAGCUCCGAGAUGGGGUUUACUUCGGUAUCACAGGCAUAGGGACACACCCGCGUGAUGGUUUCAAGAAUGAGGGUGCGAAAGGUAUCUUCAAGGGGGUUGGGAAAGCGAUCGGAGGCUUAUUUCUCAAGCCGACAGCAGGGCUUUGGGGUUUAGCGGGAUAUCCGUUGAGUGGGGUACUGAGAGAGAUCAACGACUCACUGGGCAGACAUCAAAAAUGCAUGAUUGUCAUGGGUCGGAUUUCACAGGGACUUGAAGAAAUGCAAGAGUCUACAGCCCAAGACAGGGAAGAAGUAUCUACGGCGUGGGAUCAGAUUGAAGACGACUUGACAAGGUCGCAUAAAUGGCACGCCCAUGCUGGCUAG
Messenger RNA from Penicillium manginii, 2838 nucleotides. Its product is annotated as glycosyltransferase. Gene Ontology annotation, biological process: carbohydrate metabolic process. Bases 1 to 2838 code for a protein of 945 amino acids. Gene Ontology annotation, molecular function: UDP-glycosyltransferase activity; hexosyltransferase activity. The transcript has 7 exons. The record is from RefSeq and is a predicted model, not a curated record. NCBI's taxonomy places the organism in Eukaryota, Fungi, Ascomycota, Eurotiomycetes, Eurotiales, Aspergillaceae.